This is a messenger RNA of Orycteropus afer afer, 1699 nucleotides long. It is a transcript of the gene DLST, whose product is annotated as dihydrolipoamide S-succinyltransferase. NCBI's taxonomy places the organism in Eukaryota, Metazoa, Chordata, Mammalia, Tubulidentata, Orycteropodidae. Gene Ontology annotation, molecular function: dihydrolipoyllysine-residue succinyltransferase activity. Gene Ontology annotation, biological process: tricarboxylic acid cycle. The record is from RefSeq and is a predicted model, not a curated record. Gene Ontology annotation, cellular component: oxoglutarate dehydrogenase complex.
GGCUGUUGGGGGGCCCGAUAUCCGGUGUUCGCCCGCCCUCGGCUCCGCUGCUGCUGUGUCCGCGAUGCUGUCCCGGUCCCGUUGCGUGUCCCGGGCUUUCAGUCGUUCGCUCUCCGCCUUUCAGAAGGGGAACUGCCCUCUAGGGAGACGUUCCCUGCCUGGGGUCUCAUUAUGUCAGGGACCAGGUUACCCUGACAGCAGGAAGAUUGUCUUUAACAUCAGUAAUGUCUUUAGUGUUCGCUGCUUCAGAACUACGGUCGUGUGCAAGGAUGAGGUGAUUACAGUCAAAACCCCAGCAUUUGCAGAAUCUGUCACAGAGGGGGAUGUCAGGUGGGAGAAAGCUGUUGGAGACUCAGUUGCAGAAGAUGAAGUGGUUUGUGAGAUUGAAACUGACAAGACAUCUGUGCAGGUUCCAUCACCAGCAAAUGGCGUGAUUGAAGCUCUUUUGGUACCUGAUGGGGGAAAAGUAGAAGGAGGCACUCCUCUUUUCACACUCAGGAAAACUGGUGCUGCUCCUGUGAAGGCGAAGCCAGCUGAGGCUCCUGCUGCUGCAGCCCCCAAAGCAGAGCCUGUGGCGCCAGCAGCCCCUCCUCCCCCUGCAGCACCCAUACCCACUCAGAUGCCACCGGUGCCCUCACCAGUGCAGCCUCCUGCUAGCAAACCAGUGUCUGCUGUGAAACCCACUGCUGCUCCCCCUGUGGCUGAGCCAGGAGCUUUCAAAGUUCUGCGUUCAGAGCACCGGGAGAAGAUGAACAGGAUGCGGCAGCGCAUUGCUCAGCGCCUGAAGGAGGCCCAGAAUACGUGCGCGAUGCUGACGACUUUCAAUGAGAUCGACAUGAGUAACAUUCAGGAGAUGAGGGCUCGGCACAAAGAUGCUUUUCUGAAGAAACAUAAUCUCAAGCUAGGCUUCAUGUCGGCAUUUGUGAAGGCCUCGGCCUUUGCCUUGCAGGAGCAGCCUGUUGUAAAUGCAGUGAUCGACGAUGCAACCAAAGAGGUGGUCUAUAGGGAUUAUAUUGACAUCAGUGUCGCGGUGGCCACCCCACGGGGCCUGGUAGUUCCCGUCAUCAGGAACGUGGAAGUUAUGAAUUUUGCAGAUAUUGAGCGAACCAUCAGUGAGCUGGGAGAGAAGGCCCGAAAGAAUGAACUUGCCAUUGAAGAUAUGGAUGGUGGCACUUUUACCAUUAGCAAUGGCGGUGUUUUCGGCUCACUCUUUGGAACACCCAUUAUCAACCCCCCUCAGUCUGCCAUCCUGGGCAUGCACGCCAUCUUUGAUAGGCCAGUGGCUGUGGGAGGCAAGGUGGAGGUGCGACCCAUGAUGUACGUGGCACUGACCUAUGAUCACCGGCUGAUUGAUGGCAGAGAGGCAGUGACUUUCCUCCGCAAAAUCAAGGCAGCGGUAGAGGAUCCCAGAGUCCUCCUACUGGACCUUUAGGAAGAAACCCCACGUGCUCCAGUUCAACCAUGCAGGGACUGAGAAUCGGCCUUCUCCCUGCCCCCUCCCAAGUCCUGGGUUAGCCUGCUGGCAGACAGCACACGCUGUUGGCCUCAAGCAGGGAGCCGGGGCACUAUGUAACCAGCAGUCGCGGGUCUUUUUGGUGUUCCUGCCAGGCUUCCUCCCUCUCUGCACCCACCUCUUAGACCUUAUUCCCUGAGGCUUGAGAGAGAAUCUUGAAGGAUGCUCAUUAGUCCUGCUCUCCUU